Molecule: messenger RNA, 2052 nt
Organism: Chelonoidis abingdonii (Abingdon island giant tortoise)
Lineage: Eukaryota; Metazoa; Chordata; Testudines; Testudinidae
Gene: VGLL2
Product: vestigial like family member 2
Biological process (GO): regulation of DNA-templated transcription
Cellular component (GO): nucleus
Source: RefSeq, a predicted model, not a curated record
AUCAGUUCGCAGCUGCCUUUAGCCAUGAGCUGUUUGGAUGUUAUGUACCAAGUUUAUGGUCCUCCCCAGCCUUACUUUGCAGCAGCCUAUAGUCCUUAUCACCAGAAACUAGCCUUUUACUCGAAAAUGCAGGAAGCCCCCGAAAGCGCCAGCAGUGCCAGCACUAGCAGCGGCAGCAACUCCUUCUCCAGUCAUGCCCCUGCCAGCAUCAAGGAGGAAGACUGCAGCCCCGAGAAGGAGCGCCCCCCCGAGGCCGAGUAUAUCAACUCCCGGUGCGUCUUGUUUACCUACUUCCAAGGGGACAUCAGCUCCGUGGUAGAUGAGCACUUCAGCCGGGCCCUGAGCCAGCCCAGCAGCUACUCGCCCAGCAGUGCCAGCGCCAAGACGUCACGGAGCACCAGCUCUUGGAGGGACGGCUCCUUCCCGAUGAGCCAGCGCAGCUUCCCCGCUUCCUUCUGGAACAGCGCUUACCAGCCCUCCUCGGUCCCGGCCUCCCUGAGCAGCAGCCUGGGCAGCCCCCUGGCCGCCGCCGCCCACAGCGAGCUGCCCUUCGCCGCGGCCGACCCCUACUCGCCGGCCGCGCUGCACGGCCACCUGCACCAGGGCGGGCCGGAGCCCUGGCACCACCCGCACCCGCACCCCUACCUGGGCGCGCAGGGCUCCGCCUACCCCCGCCCCGCCGCCAUGCACGAGGUCUACGGCGCCCACUUCGACCGCUACAGCUCGCUGCUGGUGCCCGCCGCCUCGGUCCGCCCGCACCGCCUACCGCCCGCCGCGCCGCGCCCGCGCCGGCAGCCCCAGUGCGAGCUGGGCAAGAGCGAGCCCGCCAGCGCGGCCUGGGCGGCGCCGGGCCCUUUCCCCAGCCCGGCGGGGGACAUGGCCCAGGGCCUGGGCCUCAAUGUGGACGCAGGUUUGCAGCCUCAGGAUAAAAGCAAGGAUCUGUACUGGUUUUAGACCUGUCCUUCACCUCUUCUUCCCCUGGGCUCUCCCCCAGUAGAUCUCUGCCUAGUAGAAUUGGUGACAUUCAGAGCUGAAAUCAAGUGGGUUUGUAACAGCUUCUGAUCUUGGUUUUCAGCUCGCCGUUAUUCCUUCUGUGGUGGAUCUCUCCUGAGCUGAUCUGCUGACUCAGAGACCCCCCGAGUCCCCUUCCUCUCUUCCUUCAGACAAGCCCACCACAGCUCAGCAUCUAUGCCAGGCAUUUCAAGGACAAGAACACGGGGAAGGCAAUGGGACUUCAUACUACUUGGCAUUUCAAAUACAAUACUUAAGACAUAUUGUGGAGGAUAAAAUUCCUUCUGUUGAAAGAGGAGAGCCAAAGACACUUUUAUUUAAACUAACUCCACACCCAGAACUGUGGUCAGACUGCUUAAAAAAAGUUAAAUUAUGUGGACAGUGAUGUGAAGUCACUGGCCUUCUUAAGGAAGGGCGAGGGAAAGUUGUUGGGUUUUUUUGGUGGUGUGAAUAUUUUUUAUGCCAAUGAGAAUUAUUUCUUGAAAGCAGGUUGGGGAGAUACUCAGUGAUUUUGAACUGGAUUUGUACUUUACAUUAUAGAAAACUGAAAGGAAAGGAAAUUUUAACUCAUGAACACUUUUGGACUGUUAACAAAAUUGGACAGAUCUUUCAGCCUGGGGUUAUGAGUGGCAAAUGGCUAGCUUGGGCCACCUGCCCUAGGCUUACAGAAAUGCAGCUGUUCCAGGGACAACUGUUCAAACUCCAGAAACUUGACAACCAAGGUGGCACUUCUCAGAGUUUGGCACAACAAUUGCAUUGGAGAUAUAUAUAUAUAUAUAUAAUUUUUUUUUUUACAAGGAAUGUUUUAUGAUGAAAGAAGAAACCCUUAAAAAAAUAAAAUCUGACAGCCUUCAUGGGGAACAACUGGAGCACACCAGAAGGAAAGGCACAUUGUGGACAAUUGAUAUCCACUGCCUGUAAUAUUCUCUUUGUCUGUGUGUUGCUGUCAUUCUGUCACUUUAACAGUAAUUUUUUGAGGGUGGGAAUAAGGGAUUUUUUAAACGUAGAAAAGCUAUAUUAAAGAUGUCUCCUUUCACCCAG